This is a messenger RNA of Williopsis jadinii, 980 nucleotides long. It is a transcript of the gene BMT2, whose product is annotated as 25S rRNA (adenine2142-N1)-methyltransferase. The record is from RefSeq and is a predicted model, not a curated record. The transcript has a single exon. NCBI's taxonomy places the organism in Eukaryota, Fungi, Ascomycota, Saccharomycetes, Phaffomycetales, Wickerhamomycetaceae. Gene Ontology annotation, molecular function: rRNA (adenine) methyltransferase activity. The coding region runs from base 47 to 952 and encodes 301 amino acids. Gene Ontology annotation, cellular component: nucleolus.
ACAUAAACAACUUGGGCUGAAAGAGAGGAGGGACAACGUCACAGCGAUGGCAUUUCUCAAGCGAUCUAAAUCCAUCACAGGGAAGACGUACUCGAAGCCGUCUAUCAAGCCGCAGAACACCAGGAGGAUCAUAAGGAGGUACCAUCUGCUGAUAACGAAGAAGGAUGCUGCGUAUCAAAGGCUAAGCACGCUUAUGGGGACUGCUAUAGACGACAGCAACGUCUCUCAAUGGAACAAAUCAGUGGAGGUGAAGGAAUGUCCACAAGAGGACGAGCUGCUGGGUGUUAGUAGGCUCGACAAAGAGUCCCUGUUCAGGCUUCUAAGAAAGAUUGACUAUGAGAUCCACGAGAAGGGCGGACUCCAGAAGUACCAGAUUGCGUCGAUACACGGCCAGGAGAACAAGAGAGGUAGCGAUUCGUCCAAGUGGCUGUUUGACGCGGUCCCUCACUUGAAGACGUGUGAAUGUCGGUUGAAAGCGCUUGAAAUUGGAUGCCUUUCGACGAAGAAUGUGAUAUCACGGUACUGUGAAACCACGAGGAUAGAUCUGAACUCGAACGAGCCAGGUAUACUGAAGCAGGACUUUAUGGAGCGUCCAAUACCGGCACAGGGGGAGUUUGAUAUCAUCUCGUGCUCGCUGGUGUUGAACUUUGUAUCUACUCCUCAGAAAAGGGGUGAAAUGAUCCAAAGAUUCGUGCCCUUCUUGAAGCCAAAUGGGUAUCUGUUCGUUGUCCUACCACUCAGCUGUAUAAGAAACUCCAGAUACUGCGACAAACAGCUUUUCCAAGAGAUUCUACAGUCCCAAGGGUUCAACAUGACGAAUUAUCACGAGGCUAAGAAAGUGGUCUAUAUGUGUUUCCAACUGACGGGCGAAGGUGCGAACAAAGAAGCCAAGUACAGCAAAAGGAAGAUACACGAUGGUAAGGCCAUGAACAACUUCUGUAUAACUCUGUGACCCUCUUCCCACGUUAUUCCAGCUAUUC